GACUGCCCGCCGGGCUCCCAGGACUUCAGAGAACUGCAGUGUGCAGAGUUUGACAACGUCCCCUUCCGAGGGAAGUACUACACCUGGAAGACCUACCGUGGAGGGGGUGUCAAAGCCUGUUCCCUCAACUGCCUGGCAGAAGGUUUCAACUUCUACACGGAGCGGGCGGCGGCGGUGGUGGACGGGACCCCCUGCAGGCAGGACUCCAACGACAUCUGUGUCAACGGGGAGUGCAAGCACGUGGGCUGUGACCGUGUCCUGGGCUCUGACUCCAAGGAGGACAAGUGUCGUGUGUGUGGGGGAGAUGGCAGCUCCUGUGAGACCAUCGAGGGGGUCUUCAACCAGUCCCUGCCAGAGGGAGGUUACGAGGAGGUGAUCCAGAUUCCCAAGGGCUCCGUCCACAUCGACAUCCGGGAGCUGAACCUCUCCAUCAACUACCUAGCCCUGAGAGGGGAGGGUGGUGAGUAUUACAUCAAUGGGAAGCUCUCCAUCGACCCCCCGCGCCGCUUCGACAUCGCCGGCACCACAUUCCACUACAGGAGAUCCCCAGAGGAACCCGAGUCCCUGGAGGCCUUGGGACCCACCAACAUCACCCUCUUUGUCAUGGUCCUCGUGCGGACGGAGCUGCAGGGGAUCCGCUACAAGUUCAACGCGCCCGUCGGCAGAGACGCCUCCAACCAGUACUCCUGGCACUACACCCCCUGGACCAAAUGCUCAGUGCUGUGUGCUGGGGGCAGCCAGAUCCAAUCUGUGGUAUGCAAGAAACUUUCCGAUGGCUCAACUGUCUUCAACCAUUUCUGCAGCCCAGAAACCAAAAUGCCAGAGAGGCAGAGGCCGUGCAACACCGAGCCAUGUCCCCCGGGCUGGGUGAUUGGGAACUGGUCCGAAUGCAGCCGAAGCUGCAACGAAGGCGUCCGCACACGCAGCGUCUUCUGCAAGCGCAAGAUCUCUGCCACUGAGGAGAAGACCUUGGAUGAUGCCUCUUGCACCCACCCACGGCCCAAGAUGCUCGAGCCUUGCAAUAACCAGACGUGCCCUCCAGAGUGGGUUGCCCUGGACUGGUCUGAGUGCACCCCAAGCUGUGGGCCGGGAUUCCGCCACCGCAUCGUCCUCUGCAAGAGCGGGGACCACAGCACCACCCUGCCCACCUCCCAGUGCUCCGAGGCCUCCAAGCCCCCAACCAGCAUGAGGUGCAACCUGCGGCGCUGCCCACCCCCACGCUGGGUGACUGGCGAGUGGGGAGAG
Molecule: messenger RNA, 1245 nt
Organism: Merops nubicus (carmine bee-eater)
Lineage: Eukaryota; Metazoa; Chordata; Aves; Coraciiformes; Meropidae
Product: A disintegrin and metalloproteinase with thrombospondin motifs 10-like
Exons: 9
Biological process (GO): extracellular matrix organization
Cellular component (GO): extracellular matrix
Molecular function (GO): metalloendopeptidase activity
Source: RefSeq, a predicted model, not a curated record